AUGGAAGAACACACAUCGGGGAUCAGUAAGUCAUUCGAGGGCUCUCUUACCAUGGAGCUAAUGGGGAAGAUCAUGGCGGCGGCCAUUUUCAUCCUCUUUUUGGUGAUUGUGUUUGUUUUGAUUUUACAGCUUUAUUCCAGAUGGUUGUUGUCCCGCAUUGAUGAAUCGUCGUCGGAUUCUGCCAUUCUGCGUCGGUCUGAUCAGGAGUCUUCUGUAGCUACAAUGACGAAAGGGCUCGAUGCUGAUGUACUCCGGUUGAUUCCGGUAGUGGUGUUCUCGCCGGAGGAUUUCAAAGAAGGGUUGGAAUGUGCUGUGUGUUUGUCGGAGUUGGCUCAGGGUGAGAAAGCUCGGUUGCUUCCAAGGUGCAACCAUGGCUUCCAUGUUGAUUGUAUUGACAUGUGGUUCAAAUCCAAUUCCACUUGCCCUCUCUGCAGAGAUCCAGUGGCUCCCAAAUCCUCAAUCCCCACGGAAAUUAACUCUGCAGAGGAUUUGGAAUCUGGGUCUUCAAUGGAGUCUCCUAUUUUUCCAACGAAUAUUCUGUUUUGGGGGAAUCAAAUGCAGAUAAGUUCAAGAGGGGUUUGUUUGGAAGAAGCUCAAACUUCUUCUUCCUCUUCCUCUUCCUCUUCUUCAUCAUCUAACAUAAGGGCAGAUGGAAUGGUGGUUAUAGACAUUCCAAACGAGCUCUCUUCAUCGUCCUCCGGCACCAGCGGCCGUUCCGCCGGUGAAGAGAUGAAAUCAGUGGUGACAUCCAGAUUGAAAACGUUGAAAAGGCUUCUGAGCAGAGAGAGAAGAAUCGGCAACAAUCUCACUUCCCUGAAUCUUGAACAAGCAGGGAGAGCGCAGAGUUAAAAAAAGAAGAACAAGAAUCAAUGGCUUUGUUUCUAAAAUCUUUUGCACAUAUAAAAGUUAGAAGAGUCAAGUGUAAGAGCUUACAUAUCAUUCUUUGUUCCAAGCCAGAGACUGUGACCUCCAUAGUCCGGCUGUUGCCAUUGAAAAACCUGUGCACAAUUAUUUGGAUGUGAUAUUCAAUGUGCAAAUUUAGGGGUUUUGUUCAUCUUCUCAUGCAAGAGAUUGGGUUCUAGUGGAUGAAGUUCAUCCUUCUUUGUUCUGUGUAAAAUGUAUCAUCAAGGGAUCAAUCAAAUAUUAUUAACUUAAUUGAUAUUAAAGUUCGCCACCUAGUUUGAA
This is a messenger RNA of Cucurbita maxima (winter squash), 1185 nucleotides long. Its product is annotated as RING-H2 finger protein ATL60-like. The record is from RefSeq and is a predicted model, not a curated record. The transcript has a single exon. Gene Ontology annotation, molecular function: transferase activity. The coding region runs from base 1 to 849 and encodes 282 amino acids. Gene Ontology annotation, biological process: protein ubiquitination. Lineage: Eukaryota; Viridiplantae; Streptophyta; Magnoliopsida; Cucurbitales; Cucurbitaceae.